Messenger RNA from Nothoprocta perdicaria, 3383 nucleotides. It is a transcript of the gene GTF2H1, whose product is annotated as general transcription factor IIH subunit 1. The record is from RefSeq and is a predicted model, not a curated record. Gene Ontology annotation, biological process: transcription by RNA polymerase II; nucleotide-excision repair; transcription by RNA polymerase I. The transcript is spliced from 14 exons. NCBI's taxonomy places the organism in Eukaryota, Metazoa, Chordata, Aves, Tinamiformes, Tinamidae. The coding region runs from base 1131 to 2777 and encodes 548 amino acids. Gene Ontology annotation, cellular component: transcription factor TFIIH holo complex; transcription factor TFIIH core complex.
CAGGCUGACGGAGGUGAUGAAGGAGCAAAGCUUAAGUGCAGGGAUGUUCUGCUAUUAAAUAUCUUUCCAUUUAGGACGGUGCUUAAUGCAUCUCAGUGACUGGGUUGUCGGGCUUCUGCCAAAGAGCAUGCUAUGACAGUUUUCAGACUGGCAAAGCAAAAUAUCCCAUUCUUUUAGCAUAAAAAAUACAUAUAUGAAUUAAAUUCUUUGGAAUUUUGUUUCCUGGUCCCUGUUGGGAGUGUACAGUGAUAGCUAAUGCARGUUUCAUUUUGAUUUUUGCUGCAGGCAGCUGCAAAUAUUGCAGAUACUCUAGAACAUAUGAAASAUGCGUAGAUGUUCUAACCAUUUCUAUUAGCAUUUUAUGUAACAGUAGAAAAGAUUAUGAUGUACGAAAUAGAGCAGUCGGACAGUUAAGCAUGUUCUUAUUUUCUUGAGAAAUUUAAGGUUGUUGAGUGCAUAUGUAAGGAGGAAGAUGAUGGCUGCUAGGARGAAGGCUUGCUGAUGUGCAACUGGUAACACAGUCCCCUUUGUUUAGAAGCAGGUAUAACGUUAAUCACACAGCAUUUGGAGGAGGUAAGAAAGGGCCUAGCUGGAAUCGAGCCUAUGAAAUACUGCUCAAGCCUUGGAGAGAACAGGAAAAAGAGCCCCAUAGUCCUGUAAGUGGACCAGGUUAUGCUGCAUACAGAGGAAAUCUGAAAACUGUCAUUUUUCUCSCGUGUCUUUUAUUGCUCCUUCUUCUGAAAUACUUUAACAUCUGCCAUUGAUACUAAGGAAGAGAGAUGUUGCCGAAUGCCAGUGGAUGUUUGGAAUACAGCUUUUUCACUAGGUUUGGGGUUUUUUUCUGAACUUGAGUAAYGAGUGGAGAAGCAUCCAAAAAGGGCAAGCUAGGUGUUGGUUUAAAUGUAAGAUCUGUGGGACUUUGUCUUGGACCACAAGCAGCAUUAGCAACAUAAUUAAUUAAAUMAAGUUGCUGUUGGCAUUGCCAGAGGAAAGUCCAAAGCCCAUGACAGAAUUAAGGUGUGAAUGCAGGUUGUAAUUCCUCGAAAUAGACAGAAAUAGCAAGAAAGUUACCUGGGGGAGAAUGGUAGCAAUCAUCUCUACCUGUGUGUUCAACAGCUCCCAGAGCCACCAUGGCAACGUCAUCUGAAGAAGUGUUGCUGAUCGUGAAGAAGGUUCGGCAGAAGAAGCAGGAUGGGGCGCUGUACCUGAUGGCCGAGAGGAUAGCGUGGGCGCCCGAAGGCAAAGACCGAUUCACAGUCAGCCACAUGUAUGCGGACAUCAAAUGCCAGAAAAUCAGUCCUGAAGGUAAAGCUAAAAUUCAGCUUCAGCUAGUGUUGCAUGCAGGGGACACAACCAACUUUCACUUCUCCAAUGAAAGCACAGCAGUGAAGGAACGAGAUGCAGUAAAGGAUCUUCUUCAACAACUGUUGCCCAAAUUCAAAAGGAAAGCUAAUAAAGAACUUGAGGAAAAGAACAGAAUGCUGCAAGAAGAUCCUGUUUUGUUUCAGCUUUAUAAAGACCUUGUUGUGAGCCAAGUAAUCAGUGCUGAAGAGUUCUGGGCCAACCGUUUGAGCCUGAAUGCAGUGGAUAAUUCUGCAGCACCUAGUAAGCAGGAAGUGGGCAUCUCUGCAGCAUUUCUGGCUGAUGUACGGCCUCAAACAGAUGGCUGCAAUGGUCUGAGGUACAAUUUAACUUCAGAUAUCAUUGAAUCCAUAUUUCGAACAUAUCCUGCAGUAAAAAUGAAAUACGCAGAAAAUGUUCCACAUAACAUGACAGAGAGGGAAUUCUGGACACGAUUUUUUCAGUCUCAUUACUUCCAUCGGGAUAGGCUCAACACAGGCUCAAAAGACCUUUUUGCAGAGUGUGCCAAACUGGAUGAAAAAGGGUUAAAAACAAUGGUGUCUCAAGGAGUAAAAAACCCUCUGAUAGAUUUAACAGCUUUGGAAGAUAAAACAUUAGAUGAAGGCUAUGGUGUAGCUUCUGUGGCCUCUACAUCAAAUGCCUCAAAAUCUGCUCGAGAAAGUAGCAAUGCUGCCAUUAUAAAACGCUUUAAUCAUCACAGUGCCAUGGUUCUCGCAGCUGGCCUCAGAAAACAAGAAGCACAAAACGACCAUUGCAGCGAGACCAGCAGUACGGAUGGAAACUCCAGGGAUUCAGAUUUCUUUCAGCCACCCAUGAAAAAGGUGAAACUGCAGGAGGCCAUCGAAUACGAAGAUUUAGCAAAGAAUAAUAGCAUUAAAACUAUUGCACUAAACUUAAAGAAAUCUGAUCGGUAUUAUCAUGGUCCAACUCCAAUUCAAUCACAGCAAUAUGCAACCAGUCAGGAUAUAAUUAAUUCUUUUAAUAGUAUUAGGCAAGAAAUGGAAGCAUAUGUACCCAAACUAACUCAGGUUCUUUCAAGUAGUGAUGCUACUAGCACUAUUGCAGUCCUGUCACCUGGAGGAGCACUUAUGCAGGGUGGAACACAGCAAGCCAUAAACCAGAUGGUGCCAAAUGAUGUUCAGUCUGAACUAAAACACUUGUAUGUGGCAGUAGGGGAACUGCUGCGACACUUCUGGUCCUGCUUUCCAGUUAACACGCCAUUCCUAGAGGAAAAGGUUGUGAAAAUGAGGAGUAACUUGGAAAGAUUUCAGGUUACAAAGCUCUGCCCAUUCCAAGAGAAGAUUCGGAGACAGUAUUUAAGCACAAACUUGAUAAGUCAUAUAGAAGAGAUGCUGCAGACGGCCUACAACAAGUUCCACACGUGGCAGUCCCGGCGUCUGCUGAAGAAGACGUGAAGGUGCAUGCUGUACAGGUUUGAGAGCAAAAUCUGCAAUAGCUAUAGGAACACAACCUAGCACACGUGCAGAUCUCAUAGUUGCUGCAGGAAGACCUGCAAGCUGUGGACUUCUGGAAUGAUGCUAACUGAACUUGCACAUUUUUUGAAAAAAAGAACAGAGUUUAAACUUGAAAACUAGGGAGAAAAACAAGGAGAACCAAAACAGAAGAGCUGAGGCGCAAAAAUAUUUAAAAGACACUGUUUACUGCAGUUACUCAGGAACUGCUUUUGAUUUGCAUAAAGAGCUGCUUUCAGAAAUAAAAAAAAACAACCUUUAAAGAGGGUGUAUUAAUAAAAUCUGUUUUUCUGUCUUUUUUUUUUUUUUUUUUUUUUUAAAGAAGUGUAUGGCACAGGGUAGAAUUGAGAAGUUUUUUUCUUCACUGGAGUCUGACAUUUUAUUGAAUUCUGUUUGUACUUCCUGCAACAAUUUAACCAGGAUAUUUUAAAAUCUAGCCGAAACUGUUUUUGCUUCAAACAUCUGGAGAGAGUCUAGCUGUCAGAAGACAAGCUUCUGCCAUAUGUUUCCCCACCAAUUGGAAGCAAGAGACAUUGCACUGAAAGAUGU